This is a messenger RNA of Rhizophagus irregularis DAOM 181602=DAOM 197198, 489 nucleotides long. NCBI's taxonomy places the organism in Eukaryota, Fungi, Glomeromycota, Glomeromycetes, Glomerales, Glomeraceae. The record is from RefSeq and is a predicted model, not a curated record.
AUGAAGGAGGAAAAUGUUAUCGCUGAUGUUAAUGAAGAUGCCAGCGAGAAAAUUGCCAAAGAAUUUAACGUAAACAAGUGGAAUGAACUAAUAAGCUUAUUUGAUAAAACUAAACAAACAUUUGGACAAAUUGAUUAUUUAAAACAAAAUAAUCCGCAAGGUGGUAUUAGUAUAAUUAACACGGCUUCAAUCACUGCAAUACGUCCGGUGUUUACUUUUGGUGUUUACAGUGCCACUAAAGCUGGAUAUUUAAUACUCUCUAUCAGGAAAUUGAAGUUCCUGAUCAUUGGUGGUCACCAAUUGAUGUCAUCAUAUUUUAAAUGUAUUUAUAAUCCAAAGUUAAAUGGGACUAUUUUUUCAGUUUGGAAUAAAAAAAUGAGAGAAGAAAAAUUCGAAAACCCCACGCCAGUAAUUGAAGAAAUGAUACAAGGAAAUUAUAUUAAAUAUUUCAUUAUGAAAUUUAGUUUAUUCCCUAUUCUUUUAAAAUAG